Messenger RNA from Dermacentor andersoni, 12331 nucleotides. RefSeq lists its product as uncharacterized. Lineage: Eukaryota; Metazoa; Arthropoda; Arachnida; Ixodida; Ixodidae. The record is from RefSeq and is a predicted model, not a curated record.
UCACAAUACCUUCUGUUGGAAUUCAGAUUAUGUAAGAAGGAGCAGAAGAAGUUGCGCAGACGGGCCGCUUCACGUCCGUGAACGGAGCCAUCUUGACGGCGCGAUGUCGAUGGGUCGCCGUCGGGUAGCGUGGAGAACGGAUCGAUUCGCCGCGUUUUUGCGAAAAAUUGCGGAGUUUAAUUCGCGGCUACAAAAUAUCGCCGUUUUUGAAAUUUCCGCGACUCACCUAGCAAAGCGAAAUACCCGGCGACAACUUUGUAAACUCGGUUUCGGAGUUUCCGUUCAUUUUUUAGCGCACCUGACAGAAUGCGCAUCGGCUCGCCGUAUAUGCAUACAAAAAAAGGUGCGGAUGUUUUGGGCUGGACGUGAUGCGGCGGAGGAGGGAUCGGGAGAGACAGAGCGCUCAUGGUGCUCUAUACCGGGGUGCGUGCGUAGCGGCACCGCGUCGUAUGGUAGUUUCUUUUCGUUGUAAAUGAUUUUUUUUACGUACCAGCGGCUUUUCGGGGAGUGCGUUUGUGGUGCCGGACGAUUUCGUUCUUGCCACCGUGUUCGCGUCGACGUGCGAGAGCGCACGCUUUUCGACUUUCGCCGUCUCGACGGAGCACCCGCAGUUUCACCCCAUCUCUCACGUCCAGCGACAGCGGCCUAAUUGCGGCAACUCCGACGCUGGCUGCGGUGGUCGAUCUUUGGCAUCGCGCCUGAUCCGCAUCGUUUGAACUCAGGUGGGCGUCCGAAACGGCGUCUGAUUGCGCUGCUUGUCUUUAGGACCGUUCGCAAUCGGACAGUGCAUGUAGUGUACCGGGAAACGAAUGCGUGAUAGGCUACUAGAGACCUAUGCAUUUGGGAGCGUACUCGCGAGACAUUCUUUCGUCACUGAUCGCCGGCUCCAUUACCUUUGAGGGUGUGUAUAUUCGGAGUGUUUAUUUCAAGAUACCUGAAGCCCACUGACAAGCAGAAGAAGUGCUCUCUUAGAUAGUUUGCCUGUCUGUACGUUUGAGUUGAAAUUGAUGGGAAAUUGGCGAACACGUAUAGUGGCCGGACAGUUAUAGGCAACGGAAAGAAGAGAGUUGACCAGAGGCUACAUUUGUAAGCCGUUUAGGAUCAAUCGUUCUGUCGCAUCGGCGCCGAUACGUCAAAGGAAAAACAGAAUGAGAAAGAUACGUGGGCCCCGGGUAUCGAGCUUCCGCUCGCCUUAAUUGGGACACGGCGCUAGGAAAUUGGAGACGACGUUACGUUUCAUUAUUAGCCUGCAAGGAGCAACGAGCACGUGGGUGUGAAAGGUCGGGCCACGAAAGAAAGAACAAACAAAGGGUGUGCUCUUCCUCUCAGGUGUCUGGCGCUGAUAUACUUGCUGUCGUUUUCGCUUUCGUCUUCACCGUCGCUUUUUUCGUCGUCUGCUCCAGGUUGCCGUCUGUGGCUGAGCAGCGCCACAAGAAGGAGAAGCCAUACGAAUCCUUAGUUCAUGACUCGUCACAAACGCACUACGCUAUUUAGUUCGCCAAAAGCGAAGAAAGACUCCCUUUUUCUUGAGCUCGAGUCGGUGUAAGUGGAUGAAUUUAUGCUGCUAGGUUGACUAGGUUGUUUUUUUUUUUUCGUCUUCACCUUUAGUGUUGUCGUCUGUGACGAAAAUAGAGUUGCCCGACAGUUUAUAACUUCCAGCUAAACGUGUGGAAAUAUAGGUACAGAAAAAAGGUGCCAUUUCAUUCUGCACAAGUCAGCGAGCGAUAGCCAGUGCCCAUACAGCUACCGAACGUCUUCGCUUUCGCUUUAGCAUAAGCUUUGCCUUCGACAAAGCCAUAAGAGUCGACAUUUUAUAGUGUCUAAAGUCUUACAUAAAGAAGGGAAAAUUUCUCUUGCUCAAGUCAGCAUUUGCCAGGUGCUCUUAGCGGCACUACUGCUAUAGUGCAUUUGUCGUUGUGUAUUCAGCUAUAACUUGGGCCAUUGCCGCCGCCGCCAACAACGGACGUCAAUAGUUGAGAAAACGUCUUCUCUUUAGCUCAAGUCGGCUUUCGAAAGGUGUUCAGCAUCGCUAAUCCUAACGUCUUCUUUUUCGGCACCGUCUGCACGUACUUGCCCCAUCCACAACCGAAAACAGACGACAUCCGAGUUGACCGGCGCCGUCUGUUGCGAGAUCUAAAACUUACACCGCUGUCGCCAACGAAGGACGUCACUUAGCAGUUUAUAGUGCCUAGUGCCGACACCAGAAAGGAAGACGUCUGCUCUUCAGCUCAAGUCGGCGUUCGAAAGGUGUUUAGCACCAUUACUCCUGUCGUCUUCGUCGUCGUCUUCUUCGGCGUCGUCUGCUCCGACUUGCGCCCAUCACCGAAAGAAGAUUUCACCCGAUUCCGCCGGCGUCGUCUGUCGCCAAGGCGAUUCCGAGAUGUUACUCGCGCCGUCCGAGAUUCACUACCUGCACGAUGACUCGGCCGCUGGCGCCUGCGUCCUUCCUCCGGACGUAGUCGACGAGCUCGGCCAGCGACUCGAAGAGAACCGAGAUCGCGUACCGCGGAUACAGGUCGUCGAAAAGGACGGGUCCUGGUUCGCCCUGAACGACUCCUACCUCCGCGUGUAUCGCGAGCUGGAGAGGCAGGGUCGCUGCCCGCGGGUCAACGUCACCGUUGUGUCGCUGAACAAGGUGCCGCAGGACUUGCAGAAGGGAAUGACUGUGACGUCGUCGGCUGCCACAGCCGUAGCCACAACCACUUCGGCGGUCGUUGUCGGCGCUUCUGCGGAGCAGGCUAGGUGCUGCGCCAAUCAGGAACACCACCAGCAAACCGGUGCUGCAGUAACCGCUGAGGCGCCAACGACUGCACCAGGUGCGACUUCGGGACCUCCAAAGGCCACGACAGCAACCGGUCGUCGACGUGCUGAAACACAAGGGCCACGCGACGCCAGUUGCGACGCGAGCGCCCCCCAGCGCCGUUGCUUCCUCAAGUGCCGCACCUCGGGCUGUGGUGCCGGCAGCGCGGGAAGCCGCAACCAGGCGCCCGGUCGCCCGGCACGCCCGACCGUUGAGUGUGCAGACAGCAGUAGCGACGACGACGAGGAGGACGAUGACGACGAUGACGAAGAGUACGACGACGACGAGUACGAGUACGAGGACGAGGACGAGUGCCUGACGUGCAGCGUGUGCGAGCGCUCUUUCCCGUCGGGCCGGCGCCUGUCCCAGCACCAGCAGCGCAAGCACCACUUCGGCUGCCCCGUGUGCGAGGCGCUGUUCCCCUCCCUCCUGGCCCUCGAGCACCACAGGGAGUCCCUGGAACACUGGUCGGACGACGAGCAGAGGCAGCCGCCCCGACCCAAGGCACCCGCAAAGCGGCAGCACCGUGGUGCUCGGACCUGCGACGUCGACCUGGAUGACGAUGAUGACCUGGACGACGAAGAGGACGACGAAGACGAGGAGUCGUCCGAGGACGACACCGACUCGGACGGUCUCGAACCGGGACCCAAGACGCAGGAGCUCGAACGGCUCUUGUGACUGCUGCGGGCGGGCGCCGCCCCUCCAGCAGUCGCAAGGGACGGCGCCAGGCGGCGCUGCUGCUGCGGCACUGACGUCACCCGCUACUGAAACACUCAGACGGACGGCAGACGACAAUGGCCCACGACUAGGUGGCAACGCAGUAGCCAAUGCCGAGACCCUUGUACCCAUGACCGCACAGGCAGACGACAACCGUGUGCUCUGUAGAUCAAAUACCGUUGUUUGCAGGCUACGAGCAACCAAACAUCCCGCUUUGUCGUACUUAAUUAUAUCAAUAGAAUACCCGGUAUUUCAACGGGUGGGAGCUUUUGCGCCUGUGGAAGUUUGCACUGGUUGAAGAAAAAAAAAUUUUUUUUCGGGGCGUUGUGCUCUUUCAUUGCCUAAAGAUUUCACUUUGGCAUAAGGAAAAGAACAAAGCCCGCAAUCGCUCCAUGCGACGUGUAUGAAUGCUUUUAUGACAAAAAUAAGCAUUUGCAUCGAGGUGUCGUGCAGAACAUCUCCCUUGUAGAAAACUAGGUGCUGUACCACACGUCGCUAGAUUAGUUACCUUGUUUUUCAAGGUUGAGGCAAAAACAAGGUGGCGUGUGCCAGAACAUCGCGAACAUCCGUGGUGUGAACGGUAUGCGAGCACACCACAUACUUCUAGCGUGGAAAAGCGCAUUUCUAAAAACUUCGAAAAGUGUCUUGCGUAAAACUAUAGUGUACAAGAACACUGUAGUACAGCGUAUCGAAAGCUGACACUGUGAAGAUUCAACAAUUAUUGGCUCACGUUUUUUUUGCAGGAGAUGACACCAUUUCCUCUUCUCAGUGCAAACUAGGCGAACAGCGUUGUCGUUGUCCAGCAUUCUACAAAUGCGACCAACAGGUCGCGCGCUGUUAGUGAACAAGGUCCACGGCAGGGCUGAGGGGUUGGAAAUUUAGAAAAGUCGCUAAUGUGUGACGUCAGUGCUCUGAAGCCAAAGAAAGCCUAAAUGACAAAUAUUCAUACUACGGUGUAAUAGAAUAUUCAGCUUUGUCAUACAGACCACAUAUUGCAGCAUUUCUAGGAGCCAGCCAUCUUACUGGCGACUGGGGGACCAGACGGAAAAAAAUAAAAAGACAACUGCGAUAACGCUCAGCCUGUUCUUAUCACAUGCUUGCUGCCAGUGCUCGCUCUCCAUGUCUUUGUCGUCAACUGCCCCGUCAUCAAACUGGCAGCCCAGCCAACACCACCUAGAUAGCACAAGGCCCUUUCACUCCGAUCCAUGACGUCAUAUUACUUGGCCCGACUGCCAUAAAAUCUAAUGGGGAUGCUCCCGAGUAGGCAACAGCGAUUUUAACGUCACCGCUGUCAUCACGCCAGUCUCGUCAAUGGAAAUUUCGGGCCAGGUGGCGUGACGUCAUGAAUCGGAGUAAACAGGCCUUGUGGCUAUCAAGGUAGAGCUGGCCCAGCACAUGCUUCGCCAAGAGCUGGUGACUGGGGUCGAGAUUUCGACUGCUUUCUUUAAACAGUUGUGCGAGAAUAACGUAUUCUGCUCCGUAGACCUGAACCUGUUACCGGCAGCCAGCGCUCUGGUGCCAAUUUGAAGACGGCGCAGCCGGCGACACUGCCAUGGAAGACCAAACGCUGAAUGUAGGUAGGCGUUAAGAACAGGCUGAGAGUCUUCUGCGGUUGUACUUUUGUUGUUUCGGCCAGUUACCACAGUUCCCGGCAGAAGAUGGCUGCCGCCUCGAAGGGCUACAACCUGUGGUCGAUAGGCACCAUGGGCUGCAACUUUGGAAAGUUGGCAACAACGCCAUACGGCAGGGCGUUGCGAGUGGUGGAAGAAAAAAAAAUUGAGGGACACAAUCAACAUUCGCCGCGAUAUCUUCGAUGGCGCGUUUAUCGAGCCAACAGCGUGCCAGAUCUGAGAAUGUCCACGUGCACAUGCUCCGUACGACUCGCCAUGCUCGCGAUUGAGAUUAGAAGCACGAACAUUCCCGAUCACGAACAUUCCCUCGCACGUAACGUUCAGACGAACGAUCUGGUGUGAACGCUUGUCAUUUUAAAUGUUGUCAUUUACAAAUGAAAGCGUCGGCGUGCCCUGUAGCAGGUGUGAGGGGUCUAUACUUUUUACUUGGAUACACCCAGCUCCAACAUAGGUCACGGCUUUAGGCAUGAGCCAGCAUUCAUUUUUUAUCUCAUUCAGUCGUCAUCACUCGCGAAAUGCAAUGACGGCUCGCUUCUCUAUUGAACCGCUCACUCAACCAGUUGAACUUCGCUGAAGCUUGCCGUUCUGAGACGCGUGCAAUGCGGCCUCGAGUGCCUACCGUUCACAGAAAUUCCGCGACCUGUUUCACGACGUGAAACUUGCACGUGAGACUAAUGCCGCUGUGGUGGCUUUCAAGUUGACGUACGCUACACAUCGCCUUUUCAGUCGACCGAAGACGUUGUAACCAAGACCGCCGGUAGCUUCUUCCCCAAGCUUCGGUGCCCCACCACAUGCCUUGUCGAGAAAGAAAUACCUCGCCAACACGUAUGUAGUUCUAGAAUAAUGGGUUGCAGCUGACACCCCGUCUGUUUAUCAAUGUGCUGCAUCAGGGCGUGUAACUCUGUACCUUUUGUGAUGUGAUCGUCAAGGAAAUUUAGGUAAACGUUUCUGGAUCUCUAGUAGAUCUCCCCUCAGCACAGCGGCACCACACGCCUUGCUAAAUAAAUGAAAGACCGCCCACUAGUAUCUAUAUAUGUGAGAAAAUGCCUCUAUACUCGUUGUGACGUAAUGUGCUACACAGUUUUCAUAGUUCUAACAGGCACCCACACGAUAACCUCUUCGGUGAGAAAGCUACGCUGCUCAUGAUGAGCAUGUGACUGUGAGCAGGGCAAAAGAAAAAGGUAUUUGUGAAACGUAACUGCGAUUUCGUGCUGCUUUCAGAUUAUCUGUUCCAAGACAUUUGCGGCUGUAUCUCUGCUGUGACUUCAUAUUUAACAGACUCUUCAGAAGAAAAAAUAGUCUAGUUUGAACGCACUACCCAACAAUUAUUUAAGUGCGCGCUGGUAGUCGGAAAGCAGUUUGUUCACCAAUUCCCUGCUGAUAAACAAGAAACAAGUAAGUGUAUAAUGACUUCGUAAUCCAUGUAGUGAGGAACGUCUUCCAGAUAAAACACUAGAUAUCCAACAGGACAAUGUCCGCAUAUUUUUGCUGCACCUCUAUUAAUGUGUUCGCACUGACCAUUCCUUGAAGCACCUCUGCGAGUUAGCUCGACUGGCAAGUUCAAUUCUGGCUAUCGACAGUAGUUCAUUUCAAGACGGAAGAGUCCGUAAAUUGGCCGUCACACAUUUGGGUCACGAUGCCGGCUGGGUACAGCACACGGUAGAGCUGGCACCUGACAUGCCUUUUUGUAGUGUGGAAAACGCUCAAGUCUUGACCGUACGCCUCACUUAGUGCCAAUGAGAAUGUAUUUCCCGAGAACUCGCCAAGGAAGCCAUGAGUUUCGGUUCGACAAAGCUGGCGCAUAUUUUUUUCUUUGUACGAAAAAUUUAGUCGGAAUCGUUAUCGGUGGUUCCCGAAUCCGAAAAACCUUUGCCUGAUGUGAUACGCGUAUAUUUGUGCCAGCCUUGGCACAGGGCUCUGCGAGAUCGUUUCUCAAAACCUCCCAUAGGCCCGUUGAGAGUCUGCUACGGUGAAAUGCUACGGGCCAGAUUUCCAUAACUUCCAACUGUUGCGUUGUGAACUUACAGCGCCGAAAUUGAAAGCACAAUUUGAAUGGCUCUGUAUUUCCUCCGAAAACACGGGGAACGCGGGAAAUGGAAAUCCAGCACGAUGAGCAAAUUGACAACAAGGUAAAAGCGGCCUUGUGCCAUAGCACUCCUUUAUUCUCAAUGCUACACCCUCUCCGCUAACACACCUUCGGUCAUUUCCUCACUCGUCCGCUUUACCCACUAUCCCCUUUAGAAGAACCCUACCUAUAGAUACUGUGCCGAGGUAAGCAUUUUUCGCCUUGAAAAAGGCCAGUGCACUUGUCGAAACAUUAGCUUACGCUUUUACUUUGUUGUCAUUUUGCUCAUCGUCCGUCUUUCCUCGUGAUUCUCCGCGCUAGUUGUACUACAGUGCGUAAUGGUAACGCGGGACUGAGACUGCUCAGUCCUCUAGGACUUCAACUAUCGCGGAAUUAGGCGCCCGGCUGUCGAAGCCUAAGGAUGCAGUGUUGGUGGAGCAUAGGCUGUGUUUUGGACGGGUGUUUUCCUAUACGACACACCGCCUUGUACCGGUCUGGCCCAAGAAUAGUCGAUGCGCGCAGGAGCGGCACUGUACUGGCCAGGCAGUACAGCGGUGUGCUCGCUGGCGCAACCAUAGAGUAUCCGACAAAAAAUUACUGGAACUGAACCCAGCGCUGCAGGAGAGCUGAAGGCAGGGGGCUUGAGCCAGCGCGGGAAUGCUGGGUACUAAUCUGAUUCGCGUAACCUUCGUUCUCUUGCCUUCAGGCGGCGCUGUGGUUUCGGAAAUGUAUCGUAAUGAAGGAAACAUCGCAUUUUAAAUGCAACGAUUCGCGAUGAUUGUGCGCGUGCGCAAAGUCUUAUCGCCUUCGUGCGGCCUUAAAGAAAACAAUAUCAGGAUUGUGAGAAAAUGUAGUCCGAAGAAGGCAGCUAAAGUGUAAUAAUACAUUGGGAAGAAUCAAUAAACGUUGGACAAAUAAAGUUUAUUCCUAACCUAUCCUGACGCAUAGAGACGCAAGCGCAGAGAUUCGACAAAUCCAUGUUGUUGCCGCAUGGGUAGAGAAAGUAAAAUAGGAAGAAGCAUUACGGCCCGUCGCCAGCCUUCGACAUCCAACUUCCCGUAUAGCCAUGCCCUCCGCAAUUUCUAUCCAUCAAUAAGUCGGCCCAACACGAGGCCCUGUCCUCUGUGUGCUCAUUCGGCCCGAUGCACUUGGUCAAUGCCUCCUAGAUAGCACAAGGCCUGUGAACUCCCAUUUAUGAGAUCAUGCUACUAGGCCCGACAUUUCUAUUUCCAAGCCCGGCAUUACAAAGACGGUGGCGUCAAAAGUAAUCGCCGCUUACUUGGGAGCAUUCUCAUAAGAUUCUAUGGCAGGUGGACCAGGUGCCAUGCCAGGUGCCAGUGCACAUGCCUUGUGCUAUUAGGAGGGGUUCAAGUACCAUGACGUUGCGGUUCGGUUCAGGCUGAAGUGGCCACCUUAACACUUGACUUCACGUUGUCCCAGCACAUGUCGACUUGUUGUUGGCACGUAUGAUGAUAUACUUGUUCGAAAGGCUAUUCAGGCCGAAUAUCACGGUUACUCCAUCUUCCAGGGUGCUAUGACUGUACUUCCGCGUUAAUUUUCGACGUGAAUUUCCGAUAUUCGUUGCGUAACCGCCCAUGAUGACGUCGGUUGCGAUCGUAAGCCGCAUGUCUUCUUUCGACGUCAGGUCUUGCCACAACUUCCUGAUGAACCCUCACAUUUUGAAGGCAUGGUUGCCUGUACUCACUUACCUCUUAUCCUCGAGGUGGUUCGCUAUAAGCGAAUGUUAGCUAAAAUGUUCGUAUGUGAAAAAAAGUGCUUGCAUGGUCGUGAUUGUUUCCUGUGACGCCAAACUUUAGAUCCAACCUCAAUGCACUGCUUUCCGUAACUAUGUCUGAUGAAACAAGGGCCCUUACUUAGUUCACGCCGUGUCAAAUAUAAAAAUGAGCGCGAUUAUUGCGACUUUAUUGUUGAAUGGGACGUUUGCAAAGAGGAACACAUCUUCAGUGAGGCAAUAUUUCCAGUAUCAUCCUAUAUUGCAAACUGUACAACCACACAACACCCAUUUGUGACCCCAUCGUUGAAGCUUGUUUUCCCGAGUCUCGUUCCGAAAACCUAUUGCGCAUGCCUACGGCUUGUUUGUGUAGCUUUACACAGGAACAACAGAAGAAGUCAUGCUUCAAGGUUCGAGCUUUUUUUUUGUUGUUAGUGGUGACCAUUGUUUCGUUAACAGAGCAAUCGCAGUUUUUUUUUUUUGUAUCUGUAAGGAAUUUUAAUGCAUCAAAGAUUACCCGCAAAGCAAAUGCAUAGGUCUGCUGUUUACAACUACCCAUCCUUCGUUCACCAAUUGCACACGCGGCUCUUGGUAAACAAUGAUUAGCGCAGACAGGUGCUUUGAUUCAUGCCUUAUUUUGAUGAUGAACAUUGAAAAAAUGCAAUUAUUGGUUUGCAGACUUUCUUGUUAGCGUUGAAGUUACGUGCACAGAGUGUUAUCGAUGACAACAAUAAAAAAAAUUAUGUUGACAUUGUUAUCGCGACCACGUCCCGAUAAACUGAAAUUACCAUCGUCUUGCUCGAGAAGUUCGCCUACUGAUUGAAACUUGCAGCAGGAAAGAAAAACAACAAAAGAAACGUCAAUUAUUCUGCAUUCUCCAGUGAAUGAGUAAAAUAUCGUCCUCACUGUUAGCGCCAGGGCGAGAAUAUAUAACGCCAGCUGCCGGACCCGCGAGAAAUUAGAGCGAGAAAUAUUUCAGCCGUUUAGAUGACCUGUGCGUGAAACCUCCCGCUGUUUCUCAAUACCAGAUUUCGUUUAUGCGUCGUUUUGCAAAACUGACCACUUGGCUUAAAUCACUGUCUAGUGCACAACCACCACGAUAGCGCUCUAGUCAGUUGUGCGCUAUCUUCAUGAAGUAAAGUUUUUUGUUAUUCAUUGAGGUGAAGCAGAUUGCCCAAGCUUGGUAUUACGACUGGCAAUACUGCCAGUCGUAAUACGCCAGUCCAAUACGCCAAUACUGCCAGUCGUAAUACCGGGCGCCGCAGAUAACGUGGAAGAUGUUCAAAAAGAAAGCGAUGCGUCCUGAGCGGAUGCGACCAACUUUUGUUUAUAAGAGUCUCUUGGAGAUGCUUUUUUUUUGUGUUCGUAAUAAGAAUGAUUAGUACCUAACAUUAAUGAAUUCUCUGUAAUUAAUCUGGCACGAUGCCAACGCAAGGCCUGUAGGACGCAUUUGAAAACGUCAGUUUCAGUUUCUUGCGUUACCAUUUGCGUUAUCACUCGCCUAGCCCCCUUUUUUUAGCGUUUAGAAAGAGAGAGAAAGAGACCACGAAUUCACUGAAAAGUCGUCAUGGCUCGCUGCUUGUAUACGCCAAAGCUGCUUUCCUUUAAAUAUAGAAAAAAGAGCUGUGGGAAAGAUAACGCGUCACAAACAACUAAUGGGAUGUUUUAACUGUGCUCCACGAAUCUUGUAUUUACAUAGUGACUUAAGAGUUAAUAAUAAACAGCUUAGUUAAGAAAUCAGCACAGAUUGCUCUAAGUAACAAAACAAAGUAAUACAGGAGGCUUCUCCAAGUGGUUGCUGAAAACACGAAGUUGGUGUCAUCCCCACAGAACGUUUCACUUUUCUAACGCCAUGUUCCACGUUGGCUGGGACACCCUAAAUGUGCAGUCAACCACAAAAGUUCACGGACCACGGGGUCUCAGAAAACGUUCAAUUUCCGAGUAGCUUGUAAAAGUAGUCAGUAAAACCGAACGUCACAAUGUUGUUCACAUAUACUAGUAGAGGCUGUAAAUGCGAAUACUGGGCCGCGCUGUAAGGCUGCGCAUAUAUUGAGCUUCUUUUCUCAGAUCACGUGUUCCGUAAAAUUUUGUAGCUGACUGUACUUGCUCCUCCACCAAGUCGAGUCCGCUCUUUGAGAAAGCAAACGGCAGAUUGCAGCUGUGGCGAUCUCUGGGUAUUUAUAACCUGGAACUUCCAUUUGCGUCUCCCUGCAAAAAAUUACCUUGCACCCAUUUUUAGUAACAGGAAAAAAAGUACGUCCUCUUGUACAGUCUCCACGAUUUAUUUUUGGUUCGCGUAAUCGGCUGUUCCUAUCUGCUGUCUUAUAUAAGCACUCUGUCUUCUGAUAGAACUUACAAAUAUUUGUAAGGAUGGUGUCAUGUGUUUGGCUAGCGUGUGUGCCUACAUGUCCAGCAUAAUUGGUGUUUGCUAAGCGUUAUUGCCACUGUUUGUAACUUAAGGCAAUGUUUGCGAAUGCUUAGCCAUUUCGCGCUGAGCGCCUGCAACUGAUAGCACAGAGCAAAACGACACACACAGACACACAUGCGCACACUCACACGCGCACACACGCGCGCGCGCUUCGACAUGAUAAGCUGUCAAGAUAAGAAUGAAAAAGCCCUUGAUGCUAUUGACAGUGUUGAAGCUUAAGGCGGCGCGUGUGGUUUCUUCUACAGAUAGUUGUCUAUGAACAUACUGUUCAGGGCAUUGAAUAUACAGAAUUUUUCGUAAAUAGAAGCACCAGAUAUACGAGGCUCUCCCCCUGUCUCAAAAACCGGCGACACGUUCCGGCAGAAAUUUCAGGCAAAGCUGGGGAUUUUGUGGUGGAUGCAGUUUAAGUAUAGCACGUGGCUACGUUGUCUGCUUGUUCAAGUUAAUAUAUAAGUUAGUAUCUUCUACGGCGAUGCUAAGCAAGAAGAGCGCAAGAUUUUCGAGAAAGAAACGUGACGAAUGCAUCACCAAACUAGCAUUUUAAAAGUGCGUUCACCGUAAAAUGCCACAUCGGCGCAAAAUUCAAUGUUUAGGCGCGAACAGGCGAGGUCACUGGUUAGGACGGGAAAGCCACGCAUACCUGGAGCUCUUAUCUAAUCAGCAGUCGGUACAAUUCGCAACCACGUAACCCUAUCACGCAUACUCGUGAAUGGUCGUUGUGUAAUAACAAUAAAAAAGAAACCCUUGUGCUCGCACUAUGUGCCCUCAACGUGCUCACUAAUAACCUCAGUUAAGGUUCUGAAGAAGCGUGACAUUUGGUAUGCGUGGAACUCUAUAGGAGAACUACGCUACCUACGUUUUGUGCGUGAAUGACGAAGCAGAAAAUGUUGGAGAUGAAUUGUUACUGUGAACAAGAUGUGUAUACCGUGACGUUCAAUAAAAAUUUGUCAAACUCGCU